CUUCCGGCGGCGGCCCUAGAUCUAGGGGGCGCAGUGGUAAGGAGUUGCCCUUCUUGGCUAGAGCCGCCUUAGGCGUCUGCACGUGUUCGCUGCUGCCUCAGUUGCCAAAAUGCUGCAGCUGCUGCGCUGCGUGCCCCGCGCCCUGGGCACCGCCGUAGCCGGCCUCCGUGCCGCCGCGCCCUCCCUGCCGCUGCUGCAGCCCGCGUUCCGGCCGUCCGCCCGGCCCUUCGGGCUGCUCAGCGUGCGCGCUGGGUCUGUGCAGCUGCCCGGACUCCUGCGGCCUCGGGGGCCCUGCGGCUGCGGCUGCGGCUGCGGCGGACUGCACACCGAAGGGGACAAAGCUUUUGUUGAAUUCCUCAGUGAUGAGAUUAAGGAGGAAAAGAAGAUACAGAAGUAUAAGUCUCUCCCCAAGAUGUCUGGAGGUUGGGAGCUGGAAGUGAAUGGGACAGAAGCAAAAUUAAUGCGGAAAGUUGCUGGAGAAAAGAUCACUGUCACUUUCAACAUUAACAAUAGCAUCCCACCCCCAUAUGAUGGUGGGGAGGAACCCUCAGAAGGGCAGAAGGUUGAAGAACAAGAACCUGAACUGACGUCCACUCCCAAUUUUGUGGUUGAAGUUGUAAAGGAUGGAAGCAACAAGGCUCUCGUGCUGGACUGUCACUACCCAGAAGAUGAGAUUGGACAAGAAGAGGAGGACCAGAGUGACAUUUUCUCCAUCAAGGAAGUGAGCUUUCAGUCCACCAGCGAUUCUGACUGGAAGGACACAAAUUACACACUCAACACAGAUUCCCUGGAUUGGGCCUUAUAUGACCACCUCAUGGAUUUCCUUGCAGACCGAGGGGUGGACAACACUUUUGCUGAUGAGCUGGUGGAGCUCAGCACAGCCCUGGAGCACCAGGAGUACAUUACUUUUCUCGAAGACCUCAAAGGUUUUGUCAAAAGCCAGUAGAGAAGAGAAGGUGCUAAACACCUUAAUCUUAUGGCAGGCUUUGGCCAGUGAACAAAACCUACUCUGAAGCCAUGCCCACGUGCUUUAAAAUGGUUUUCAUCCCAGUAUCCCAGUAUCAUGGAAAAUAAUUCAAUUUUAACUUAUUUCUGUUGCCUCUUAUUUACCAUUUAUUCUCUGCAAAGCUAUUUCUAGAUUUUUGUAUAACAUGAUGAGGGACAAUAAAGUCUCCAAGGUGA
Messenger RNA from Hippopotamus amphibius kiboko, 1182 nucleotides. RefSeq names its product complement C1q binding protein (gene C1QBP). The record is from RefSeq and is a predicted model, not a curated record. NCBI's taxonomy places the organism in Eukaryota, Metazoa, Chordata, Mammalia, Artiodactyla, Hippopotamidae. The transcript is spliced from 6 exons. Gene Ontology annotation, cellular component: mitochondrial matrix. Gene Ontology annotation, biological process: cytosolic ribosome assembly. Bases 110 to 946 code for a protein of 278 amino acids.